Arvicola amphibius (Eurasian water vole) is the source of this 1016-nucleotide messenger RNA. RefSeq names its product MAPK regulated corepressor interacting protein 2 (gene Mcrip2). The record is from RefSeq and is a predicted model, not a curated record. The coding region runs from base 263 to 745 and encodes 160 amino acids. Lineage: Eukaryota; Metazoa; Chordata; Mammalia; Rodentia; Cricetidae. The transcript is spliced from 5 exons.
GAUGGCUUACAGUCUGGCGUACUCGGUGAGUGCACUCCGCCCCUGGCUGAAAUCUAGUGACUUGGCCAAUUUUCUAAAGGGCUGAAAAGGCUACCCAGUGGGCGCGGUUCCUUUAAGGGCCGGGGGCGUGUGUGAGUCGCUCCGCCCCUCCCCGGCUGUCCUCCGUCCUUAAAGGGACCGUGCCCCAGGGGCCGCAGAGUGACGCUGGUGGAGGGUGCUUCCCUGAUCUAGCCGCUGCCAGGGGCAGGCGGUACGGCGCACCAUGUACACCAUCACCAAGGGGCCCAGCAAGCUGGUCGCGCAGCGCCGCACAGGUCCCACGCAGCAGCAGGUAGAGAGCAGGCUCGGCGAGCUCCUGAAAUGCCGGCAGCCCGUGCCGCCGACCGCGCUACACACGCGCGAGCAGCCGUCGGUGCAGCCUCAGGGACCCUGGCCCCUGGCAAGUCCAGGGCCGAGGCUUGUGUUCAAUCGAGUGAAUGGCCGGCGGCCCCUCACCUCAUCUCCAUCCCUCGAGGGAGCCCAAGAGACCUACACACUGGCCCACGAGGAGAACGUCCGAUUUGUGUCCGAAGCCUGGCAGCAGGUGGAGCGACAGCUGGAUGGUGGCCCUGCCAAUGAGAGCGGCCCACGGCCUGUGCAGUAUGUAGAGAGCACUCCUGAUCCCCGGCUGCAGAACUUUGUACCUAUUGACCUUGAUGAGUGGUGGGCACAGCAGUUCCUGGCUAGGAUCACCAACUGUUCCUAACACCUGUCCAGGAAGGAAUGCUGCCAUAGUGGACCCUUUGCCCAAAGAGGACCAUGGUGCGCUGGUCCACCUUGUGGCCUGGCUGGGUACCGGCCACACCUGAAGUGCCAACAUUUGGACUUUUGCACCUGUCGUUCCUUUGGCUUGGCUGUCUCAAGCUGCCAGAGCCAGAGGCCAAACCUGUCUAACCUCAGUCCUGCUCACUGUGCCCAGGGACCAGCCCCUGGGGCUGGCAGGGAGGAGCCCAGGCUAAUAAAAUUGAAAAACUGCC